This is a messenger RNA of Ostertagia ostertagi, 324 nucleotides long. The record is from the annotation of a GenBank genome assembly. NCBI's taxonomy places the organism in Eukaryota, Metazoa, Nematoda, Chromadorea, Rhabditida, Trichostrongylidae.
AUGGUCAUACAGCAAACCGACGGUACCUCUACGAUCCAGUCCUUCAUGGCGCAAUGUGUACAUCAAAAGAUUCACUAUAACAAGCAGACGCUACCACGGCGAAUUGAAGAGGCGCUUGAAGAGUUAGCUAAGGCUUGUCGCUACAAAGCUGGAGCAGAAGGCGCCAUUACCCCAAGUGGAGAUGAAGGUAUUUUUCAAUUAUACCAACAUUUCAAUAUGUUUCUAGAGAUUGUGGUCGACGAGCACCAUCAACACGGGCCUGAAGUCAGUGAGGUGGACAUCGGCAUGCCUUUGGCAGUACAGUGGAAGCUUAUCCCAGAAUCU